Parnassius apollo (apollo) is the source of this 1272-nucleotide messenger RNA. The record is from the annotation of a GenBank genome assembly. Lineage: Eukaryota; Metazoa; Arthropoda; Insecta; Lepidoptera; Papilionidae.
AUGCCACGAUUGGCAAUAGCUAAUGGAUUGAAGUUUCCAGAUAAUCCGGAUGUUUUGAAUGAAUUAACUUCAAUGGAGGAGAGAUUAGUAAGUCCUCAUUACGUAUUUUUGAAAAUAGUUCGUAGAGGCCAGGGAUUAGGAUAUCAGCAUGGUUUAUCAGGAAAUGUUAUUAAUGUGCCUGUAAAAAUUAAUAACAUGGUAAAAGCUUUGCCUCGGUCGAUAAAUGAUGACAGUGUCAUCACUGUAGAGUUGAAGCGUAAAUUCUGUUAUAAACAUGGUCGAAAAGAACAAGUCCGCCCGGAAAUCAUACGGAGAGCAGCGGAAUAUUUAGUAACGUGUGAUCUGUUUCGGACAUAUGGUAUAGAACUUGAAGGUUCAUGGACAAAUAAUGAACCUGAAGACACCGUCGAAUAUACCUGUAGUUCACCUGCGCAGGAGAGCAAUGUUGAUGAGAUCCCUGAUGUAAAUCCUGGUGGCAUAGAAACUCUGUUAGAUGAAAACCAAGACCUAACAAUAGUUAUGGCUCCAGGAGAAGGUGAAAGGCCAAUUUCCUUGUUUUUUGAUCGACAUCUGGAAGAGCUGGCCUUCAUAAAAGUACAUUGCGCUAUUGAGCGAAAAUACCUCGUGAACUUAAGUCAUUCUGAAGUUACCCGUUCAGAAAUUUCCAGAAAUAACAGGGGAGCUGUAAGACCUGAUUACCUAUUUACUGCACUGAAAAAGCAACAAACUAUUGCCGUCAAAAAUAAUGUUACGACCUGUUUACGCAAAAAAAAAACUGUUAGAGGUGCCCCUGUAUUUGCAUGUAAUGUGUUUCAAAAUAAUUUUGUUGACAAUUUAGUUCAACAUGACGAUGGGUAUCGUGUUCUUGAAGUAAUUAGAAAUUCUCCUGCUCACUGGAAAAGUGAAAAAAAAGAAGUUGUUGGCAAUGCUAGUUCAAUAGAAACUCUCAAUGACAGUUCUCAAGCAAUUGAUUAUUCCCAGGCUGUUGAAGAAGUUGAAGCGGAAGGGAAUUGGGCUCCUUUGCAAGAUAAUUUAGAAUACAUACGGAAAAGAACUAAAACUCGAAUAAUACGAUUUCGCUGGUACAGUUACAUUGAUUAUCCAGACAAUUUCUAUAGGGAACAGAUAAUGCUAUACAUCCCUUGGAGAAGCGAGGAGGAAGAAUUACUAAAUCCUAACAUAAAUAUAAAGGACAUAUUUGAUGAGUAUAAAGAAAGAAUAAAGGCUGAAAGCAAACAAUUCAAUAAACUAGGUGAUGCUGAUUUUUUUUAA